CUCCAACGACUUGCCUCGUUUCUCGGUUCUCAAGCCUGGAGACUCAAGUCUCAACCCAUUCCAACUCACCGCGCACACACGUACUCGUCAGAACAACAGAAGCUCCUCUCCUCUCCUCUCUUCCGUUGCGUCUGCAUGCAUACUCCACGGCUCGGCUUCCGCGGGCUGCAGCCUGCAGCCAUGACCGCCCCCACCGCGCCACCAAGAAAGCUCUCGCCGCCCGCCGCGCCGCGAAGAAGGCUAUCGCCGCCGACCGCGCCACCAAGAAAGCUAUCGCCGCCCGCCGGACGGGCGCGGCCCGUGAACAUGAGCCCCCCGCGCCGCGUGCCCCAUCCCCAUCCCCCACCCCACCAUCGGCCGCCGACGCCGACGCCGCAGCGCAGCCACCUCCACGGCCAGCAGCAGCAGCACAAGCAGCAGACCUCCGCGUGGAGCGUCGGCUUCCUGAGCGCCUGGCUCUCGCAGCGCACCCCCGUGCUCGGCCUCCGCGCCUGGGUCCUGGUCGCCGCGGCCGCGGCCGCGGUCGUCCUCGCCGUCCUCGUGCUCACCGUCUGCCUCUGCCGCUGCCGGCGCCGACGCCGGCGAUGCCCCCGCGUCGCCCCGAGCCUGCACCACGGAGGCGCGUCCAGGUCCAUGAAGCAUCACUUGCAUCAGGCGAUGGCGGACAAGGACAUCGUCGAGGAGUCCAUCCGCUGGCACCCGCCGCCUCCGUGCGAGCCGCCGUUCCAGCCGCCGAUCGAGGUCAUCAAGGCGGAGCAGAAGGCCCCGCUGAUCACGGUCGAGUCCGCGCGGACUAGCGGCGAGACGGGGACGAGCAUCGCCGGGAGCGCGCGCGGGUGGAGCACCGAGAGCGGCGCCAGCGACGCGGGGGCCGACGCGUCGCAGCGCGGCUGGGGCCGCCGGUACACGCGCCGGGAGCUGGAGGAGGCCACCGACGGGUUCGCCGCCCAGAACGUGCUCGGGGAGGGCGGCUACGGGGUGGUCUACAAGGGUGUGCUACGAGACUCCACCCUCGUCGCCAUCAAGAAUCUGCACAACAACAGGGGCCAGGCCGAGAAAGAUUUCAAGGUGGAGGUGGCGACGAUCGGGCGGGUUCGGCACAAGAACCUGGUCAGUUUGCUCGGCUACUGCAGCGAGGGCGCCUGCAGGAUGCUGGUCUAUGAGUACAUGGAGAACAGUAACCUCGACAAGUGGCUGCACCAUGCGGAGGGUGAAAUUAGUCAGCUCAACUGGGACACAAGGAUGCACAUACUUCUCGGAACUGCUAAAGGGUUGGCGUACCUUCACGAAGGGCUGGAGCCCAAGAUCGUCCACCGAGACGUCAAAUCCAGCAACAUCCUUCUGGACGGGCAGUGGAACGCCAGGGUGUCGGAUUUCGGGCUCGCCAAGCUCCUCUGCUCCGAGGCGUCCUACGUCACCACCCGCGUCAUGGGAACCUUCGGGUACGUGGCGCCGGAGUACGCGCGGACCGGGAUGCUGAACGAGAGGAGCGACGUGUACAGCUUCGGGGUGCUCGUCAUGGAGAUGAUAACCGGCAGAACUCCGGUGGACUACAUCAGGCCCACCGCGGAGGUGAACUUGGUGGAGUGGCUGAAGCGCAUGGUGGCGGAGAGGAGGGUGGAGGAGGUGCUGGACCCGACGCUGCCAGAGGCGCCGCCGUCCAAGGUGCUGAAGCGCGCCGUCCUCGCGGCGCUCCGGUGCGUCGACCCCGACGGCGGCCAGCGGCCCACCAUGGGGCACGUGGUGCACAUGCUCGAGGACGACCUCAGGUUCAGAGACGAACUCCAGCUUGCGCGGGGUCUGUCGGCCCACGCUUCGGCGUCGGCGUCGUCGGGGAGCUACGAGCGCGAGGAGUGAACGCCAUGGACAAGGACGGACGAAUGGCUGUGUUUCCUUCGCGUUCGCGCACCGAAUGCUCUUGACAACAAGCUAGUCGAUCGGAUCUCUUUUCUUCUCCGGUUGUGUUUGUUUGCAUGACAGACAGCAAUGACUCAAUCAAACAGCAGGCAUACAGCCGGCGCAUAAUCAAGGCUAGCAGUAGUACGAGGAGUACUUCGCAACUUUAUAUGAUCGACAUAACGGAAGUCCGUCUAUGCUUCCCCGGCA
This is a messenger RNA of Triticum aestivum (bread wheat), 2106 nucleotides long. Its product is annotated as probable serine/threonine-protein kinase At1g01540. The coding region runs from base 136 to 1857 and encodes 573 amino acids. Gene Ontology annotation, molecular function: ATP binding; protein kinase activity. Gene Ontology annotation, biological process: protein phosphorylation. The record is from RefSeq and is a predicted model, not a curated record. The transcript has 7 exons. NCBI's taxonomy places the organism in Eukaryota, Viridiplantae, Streptophyta, Magnoliopsida, Poales, Poaceae.